AAAACCGAACAAACCGAACCGAAUUGACUUGAAUCGCUUCGGUUCGGUUUAGCUAAAUUUGAUCAAAAAUGGAACAGACCGAUUGAUUGCACAGCCUUAAAGAGAGGGGGCAAGGAGAAGAAAAUAAUUCGGAAAGUAGAGUAUCAUAUCACGGGCAGGGCGGCUAUGUGUUCCUUUAUGGAGUAGGGUUUCUGGAGAGCUCAGCAGGGAGCUUAAUUUCUUUUCGAAACUCGGAAUGCACUGAAGCUGUUUGAGGAAAUGCCACUCAGAGAAAAUGUUUAAGGCUUACCCAACAAUCACCAAAUUCAGUAUUACUUCUGAUGAUGACAGCCGGAUUCACAAGCUUAUUUUAUCUGAUGAUCCAUUCCAGAUGUUUUGACUCAGUCCCGUUCAGUGGUUGUUAGUACCAAUUUGACCUUUUCUCUUCCUAAAACCUGAAGAGAAAGUCCACCAACAAUCAUCAUGAGCAUCAUCUUCUUCUUCCUCCUGAUCAAUACAAUAACCCCAUUUGGAGAUACCUUCUGUGGCCUUCGGAGAUGAUGGCGACCGAGCCCAUCUCUCUCGUCAUUGACGAAAUCUCCGGUACCAUCUGUUCAGCAAAGGAUGUGGUAAUUGGAAGAAAGAGCUUCUCUCAGUUAUCUACUUGCUUGGGAAAAAUCAUUGACAUACUAGAAGAAAUAAACAAGAAGCAUCAUGAUCAUCAUGAUGACAUAGAUAUUGCAAUUGGAAUCAUUAGCCAGCAAACGAAGCUAGCCAAGUCACUUGCCGAAGACUGCUGUGGAAAUCGCAGCAGAGUCUAUCUCCUCAUCAACUGCCAGAGAAUCUUGAAACCACAACUCGAGGCAAUUUCAAAGGAAAUAGGCCAAGCCCUGAGCCUCCUUUGUUCAAUGAAUGGUGCAGCUGACGAUACAGAAGGACUGAGCAAGGAAUUGUUGCUGUUUGAAUUUCGGACGACGGCAGCCGAGGAGGAAGUUCUAAAUGAGAUUGAUUUGGGCAUCCAGGAACGGAAUUUCACCCGUUCAUAUGCAAACAGCUUGCUAACGCUCAUUGCCGAUGCGAUUGGGGUCUCAAAAGAACCAUUGGUAUUAACGAGAGAGCUUGGGGAGUUCAAGGAAGAAGUGGCUAAUGCGCGAAAGAGCAAAGAGAAAGAGUUGACUGAGGCAGUUCAGAUGGAGCAAAUUGUAGCCCUACUUGAAAAGGCCGAUGCUACCUUGUCUUUAAGGGAGAAGGAGUUUAAUUACAGUAGGAAGAGGGAUGCGUUAGGGAGACGUGCGCUAGACCCUCUGCAAUCAUUCUAUUGCCCUAUAACGGGGGAGAUAAUGGAAGAUCCUGUUGAAAUAUCAUCAGGACAGACCUUUGAGAGGUUAGCCAUCACCAAGUGGAUUGCUGAUGGAAACACUACUUGCCCGUUAACUGUGACAACUUUGAGUAACACUGUUCUCCGGCCCAAUAUCACCUUAAGGAAGAGUAUUGAAGAGUGGAAGGAUAGGAAUGCCAUUAUUAGAAUUGCAUCAAUUAAAUCGAUUCUUGGGUCUGCUGAUGAGGAAGAGAUGGUCAAAGGCCUUGGCCAGCUUCAAGAUCUAUGCGAAGAGAAAGAGUCUUAUAGAGAGUAUGUUGUAUUGGAGAAUUGUUUGAAGAUUCUUGUUGGGCUUCUUGCCAAGAGUAAUCGAUUGAUUAGGCAUCUUGUCCUGUCCAUCCUCAGCGCCUUGGCGAAAGACAAUGAUGGCAUUAAGGAACUAAUUGCUGAUGUUGAAAAUUCUGUUGAAUCCAUUGUGCGCUCCCUAGCACGAAGGAGUGAAGAACGUAAAUUAGCAGUGGCAUUGCUUUUAGAAAUGUCAAGAUGUGAGAUGGUUAGAGACAGUAUUGGCAGGGUUCAUGGCUGCAUUCUUCUCUUGGUGACGAUUUCAAACGGUGAUAACAAUCAAGCUGCCACUGAUGCAACAGAGCUGUUGGGAACUCUAUCAUUUCUUGAUGCUCUUCUAUAUUUCUUAGCUAAGUUUAGCUGCUAUGAUGUUGUAGUAAAAGGAUCAGGUGACAUAAAGAAGGUCAUGGUAGCAACUUUGGCUGAGAUGGAGCUGACAGAUCACAGUAAAGCCGACCUGUUUCGAGAUGGCGCACUUGAACCACUUCUGCAUUUGGUCUCACAUGGGGAUAGAGAUAUAAAAAUUAUGGCUGUUAAAGCCCUACAAAGCCUCUCAAGCUUACACCAGAAUGGUUUACAGAUGAUCCGUAAAAGGGCAGUUCAUCAAUUUAUGGACCUUUUACGCCCUCACGAUUCAACAUCUUCUGUUCUACAGGAAUUGGUGGCUGUUACUAUCAUGAAUAUUGCCAAAUCAGUACCAACUGUUGAAGAUGAUGAAUCCCUGGGAUUUCUAGAAUCUGAUGAUGAUAUCUCCUGGCUUUUCUCCUUAAUUAUCUCGACAGGGCCCAAUAUACAGUGCAGCAUUCUCCAAACAUUUUAUGCCUUGGGCCAACUUCCAUCAUCCAAAGACAUGAGAACUAGGUUAAGACAGUUCUCGGCAAUUCGAGUACUGAUACCACUUUGUGAGCACACUGAUCUUAUCUUAAGGGCAAGUGCUGUGAAGUUGCUGUCGUGCUUAAUGGAAGGUGGAGAUGAUAGUUUAUUUACAGCUGAUGCGGGUCAGAGUUUCUUGAAAGCCUUAUCAUCGAUCAUUGAAACAUCUAAUGAUGAGGAAGAAAUAGCUGCUGCAAUGGGCAUUAUAUCAAAACUUCCUGCAGGAUAUGAUAAAUUCACGCAGUGGCUUCUUGAUGCAAAGGCACUUAAAAGCAUUAUUACAUUUCUGACCGAUGUUAGACUUGUUGGGUUACUAAAGAAUCCAAUUCUGGAGAAUGCUGUAGGAGCUUUAUGUUUCUUCACUGUGUCGACAAACCAUGAGUCUCAGAGGAGGGCAGCUGAGGCUGGGGUGAUCCCAAUGCUUGUUCAGCUGUUGGGGUCUGGCACUGCUUUGACAAAAAUAUAUGCAGCGACAUGCUUAGCUCAAUUUUCGGAGAGCUCGCUUUCUCUUAGCAGGCCCAUAGAUAAACCAAAAUUCUUCUUCUGCUGCUCAACUCCACCUGAAUUAGGUUGUGCAGUUCACUUGGGUGUUUGUUCAGUGGAGACUUCGUUUUGUCUGUUGGAGGCUGAUGCAGUGAAGCCAUUAGUGAGAUUGCUAGGAGAGGAAGAUCAUACUGUAUGUGAAGCUUCUUUGAAGGCACUGGCAACUCUACUGGAGGGUGAAAUGCUGGAAAGAGGCAGAAGAGUAAUUUCGGCAUCAGAAGGAAUCGGGCCAGUAAUACGUCUCUUGACUUCUCAUGACACUAAUCUGCAGGAAAAGGCUCUGCGAGUCUUGGAGAAGAUUUUCCAGUUGGAGGAGCACAAGAAAAUGUAUGGUGCUUCAGCACAGAUGCCUCUAGUUGACAUAGCUCAGAGAGGAAGUAGGAAAAUCCGAGCUUUGGCAGCCCGGGUACUUGCCCAUUUGGAUGUGCUUCAUGAUCAGUCUUCCUACUUUUAGAUACAUCUGAUGAAAGCACAGAAUGAAACUGGGCAACCAUCUACAACAAUCCCAGGAGCAGUAGGACAAGAAGCCAAAGGGCAUCCAUCCAAGUCGUUUCCCCACCAGUUCAAACUGAUGUUCUCCAACCCCAGG
This is a messenger RNA of Asparagus officinalis (garden asparagus), 3647 nucleotides long. Its product is annotated as U-box domain-containing protein 44-like. Gene Ontology annotation, molecular function: protein binding; ubiquitin-protein transferase activity. Bases 537 to 3512 code for a protein of 991 amino acids. The transcript has 6 exons. The record is from RefSeq and is a predicted model, not a curated record. Gene Ontology annotation, biological process: protein ubiquitination. Lineage: Eukaryota; Viridiplantae; Streptophyta; Magnoliopsida; Asparagales; Asparagaceae.